Molecule: messenger RNA, 786 nt
Organism: Oryzias latipes (Japanese medaka)
Lineage: Eukaryota; Metazoa; Chordata; Actinopteri; Beloniformes; Adrianichthyidae
Gene: emp3a
Product: epithelial membrane protein 3a (MAM blood group)
Cellular component (GO): plasma membrane
Source: RefSeq, a predicted model, not a curated record
AACUGGUCUAGAACACAGAUUUGAAAGGGAGGGAAGGGGCACUUUUGAGGAAAUGGGUGUAGAGUACAGCCCUUUUCUGCACCCUUAUGUUUAACUUUUAGAGCUCAAAAGUCAGGAGGUACGAAGAGAGAAGAAGAAAAAAGGCAACAAAGUAAAGACAAACUAGAAUUUCUAAAAAUUUGCUUAGACUUUAAGCCUCUGAAAGUCACAGGGUUGUUCUGGACAAAAGCUCUGCCCUGUGAAGAAGCCAUGGUUUGUCUUCUUGUGUUUAUAAUCGUGCUCCAUCUGCUCAGCCUGGCCAUGCUCCUCAUAGCCACUCUGGAGAAGUCCUGGUGGAUAUGGGAAGAUUCAGAAAUCACUGAUCUCUGGUACAACUGUCUCCAUGACAACACCACAGACUCCUGGUUGUGUGCUGCCACGACUGAAAGUGACUGGCUCCAGUCUGUUCAGGCCCUCAUGGUCCUCUCAGUGGUCUUCUCCUCCGUCUCACUCCUGGUUUUUCUGGGUCAGUUGUUCACUUUGACCAGAGGGAGCCUCUUCUACUUCACAGCUCUGUGUCAGGCUUUUGCAGGUUUCACAGAUUUUGCAGCCUGCCUCAUCUUCGCCUUCCACAGAAAAGAAAUCUUAAGUGCUUCCAGAGAUCUGAGCAGAGGACGCUUUGGCUACUGCUUUGUUCUGGCAUGGCUGUGUGUUCCUCUCCUGCUUGUUACUGGAGUCCUGUAUAUUCAUCUGCGCAAAAAGCAAUGACCCAUGAAAAUAAAAUAAAAUAAAAUAAAAGGGGAAAAA